Messenger RNA from Chaetomium strumarium, 3639 nucleotides. RefSeq lists its product as uncharacterized. Gene Ontology annotation, cellular component: cytosol. Gene Ontology annotation, biological process: cytoskeleton organization. Lineage: Eukaryota; Fungi; Ascomycota; Sordariomycetes; Sordariales; Chaetomiaceae. The record is from RefSeq and is a predicted model, not a curated record. The coding region runs from base 126 to 3536 and encodes 1136 amino acids. The transcript is spliced from 6 exons.
AUUGAAGUCUGUUAGCGUUGCGCCUGCAUCCAGCAGCAACAGCAAGUCAACAACCCAGCAACGAGGUUUCCACCAUCGGCUUCGGCGUGUCGCCAAGCAGUCGAUGAGCUCGGCGCCCAACAGACAUGAACGCGCUGUGGUCAUCACGCGCCUCGGGCGAUGGCGGCGCAGGAAGCGAGAAGCCGUCGACCGACCCUCGGCCCGAAGAUGAAGAGAUUGAUAAGGAAGAGCUCCCGGAACACACCGACAAGGAAGCCCAGCCGCCGCCCAAGCGACCGCUCCUACAGCGGAACCAGGCCUCGGCCCCGCCGCCGACGCCGCCCGCACCCUCCGAGCCAGCACCACCGAUUCCCCAACAACAGCCUGACAAUGACAACAAUGCCGAUAGUGUUAGCGACGACACCAACACAAAUGCCCCUGCACCUCCGCAGUCGCAGCCCGAGUCCCAAGGGCAAGGGCAAGGACAGGGCCAAGGGCAAGGACCAGGACCAGGAGGGCAGCAGCAGUACCAACAGCAGCAGCACCAACAGCAACAGCAACAGCAACAGCAACAGCAACAGCAACAGCAACAGCAACAGCAACAGCAACAUGUACCUCCUCAAGAUUCGCUCUCCCUCGCCCAGCUCCGCCGCAUCGUCGCCGACUUCCCCCGCGCCGAGCCGGUCGCCUACGACUACGUCUACGCCGACACGUCCGCCCUAGAGGACGAGAUCGACGAGUGGUUCAUGUACAACUUCUGGCAGUGGGUGCGCCUCAACGCCGCCAACCGCGCUUUCCACUCGGCCUGGGCCCGCUUGUUCCCCGAGUCGGACCCCGCUGUCGGGUGGGAUGAUGAUGAUGACGAUUGUGAUGGUGGUGGUGGUGGUGGCGGGGAGCAGCAGCAGCAGCAGCACAGGAGGGUGUUUGUGCGCCGCGUGUUGGAGGGGUUCGCGAGUGCGGAUAGGAUCGAGAGAGCCGAGGCUGUUGGUGCCAUGGUGUAUCUUGUGCUGGGGAGGUGGACCGAGACGGUCAAGGCAGCGGGGACGCUGCCGAGUGCCGUGCUGGAGGGAAAGGCGAGGUCCGCUGCCACGGAGGUGCAGUUGCAGGCGAUGAAGGAGGGGGUGAGGUUGGUGGCAGAGUGCGGCGGGAUUGAGAUCGCGUGGGAGGCGUUGAAGGGCGCUUUUGACUUGUUUUGGGCUGAUGAGCUCCCGCAAAACGUCCAGAUGGCUGCCGAAGAGUUGAUUAACUUGAUGACCAUCAUGUACAUGGCUAUCCUGGAGGCCGUGGACGAUCCCGAAGGCAUGGCCGAGGCUCGGCAGAGGCUCCUUGCCCUUAGCCCCAGCUUAGUCAACUUCAUGCUCCAGGUGACCACAAGGCUUCGAUGGGACGAGACGGGCAUUCUUCCGCAAACGCAGAUAUUCCUCCUCUUUUGGAAGUCCAUUCUGCUCCAGUUUGGCGGCUCUAAGGAGAUCACCGACGCCAAGGAGACCCUGGGCGAGAUGAAGGGCUGCGAAGACAAAGAAACCAUCACGGCCUCCCCACUGGACUACCACGUCUUUCGUCAGGAAAUCACUUCGAAAUAUCCUGCUUACAUCCCGCCUCAACCGCUUCUGCCCAUAGAAGCGGACCAGACAUCCAUCCUGCCACCGCUGCCCAACCGCCCGGCAAGAAAUAACGCCUCUAACGGAAUCCUUCCCGCUCCGCGGGGGCAGGGCGGAGGGGCCUCGAUCCUCCAUCAGCCCGUGCACAUUGCCACGCCCGCUCCGUCACCGCCGCCCAGCCCUGGAGUUGGCAAGGGCGGUAAGAAGCAGAACUACCAGACGAAUCAGAACUUUCCCUUCAUGUACCCGCCUCUCGAUGCCACAAGCAACAGCGCGGGCGGCAAGGGACCAGCUGGGCUGCAGGACACGCUGGUAGGCAGGAAGUGGGAGGGCAGCGACGUCCCGGCAUCGAUCCUCGAGGCCGGCGAGCUUUUCUCCAAGCGAGUGCGUAUGACGCGAGCAACCCGGCAGCUAUGGGAAGAGCGGGAAGAGUUCCUCAGGUUCGAACGCGGUUACGAGGCCGGUGACGACAUUAUCGACGAGCUCGAUCUCUCAUCUCUGACGCUGGAAGAGAGGGAGGAGCUGGGCCUGAACAAAUUAGCCGACGACCGGCCACGGAGAGCGUAUACAUCAGGGGUAGAUUAUGGGCCCCGGGGCGUUGACCAGCAGACCAAGGCACGGCUGGAUGGCGUGGAGGCGUUCUACAAAGAAGCUCUCCCACACCUUCAGUCCUUGGUCGUCGUGUUGCUGAAGCAGAUCGUGGCUAUAGCUAGCAACCUAGUCUCGCCCGCGACGGCCAACGGCCCCCAAGGUCCACCCAGCGCGCGGCCGGUUGGCGGGCAGCAGAACGGGUCGAACGGCAUCAAUGGCGCCUCCAAGGGUGACCCUUCCUCCCCGCUGGAUGCCGACGUCGACGAGCUGCGCAGCAGGGAGAUCGCGGCCAAGGCUGUUACAGGCAUCUUAAUGCUUCUGUUGAAGUGGUUCAAACUCUCUCAUGUCCUCAAGUUCGAGUACUUGACACAGCUCCUGCUGGAUGCUAACUACCUCCCAUUGGCGCUUAAGAUUUUUGCCAUGUAUGACGUCCAGCAGGUGGUCGAGAGCAGGUCGGACCGGCUCGAACAUAGCUUCUUCUACUUCUGCGGUUCCCGCGCAGGCGUCAUACCCCCGCAGCACACCGUCCCCAACCCAACAGCGACCGAAUUCGAGGACGUCAGUGACGACGAUGGCCAUGAGGAGGAAGACGACGCGGUCCCGCCCCCCAUCAAACGGCGCCGCUCUCCUCAUAGCGCCUCUUCUGAGCAGCCGGACUCAUCCACCUCCACCUCCGCCUCCUCUAGCAACCCGGGGCAACCGGCCCCGUCAACUGAAGCGCCUCCCCGUCCCGAAGUAGACGAGCUCGGCUGCCCCAUCAACCCCCUCCCCGCGGAACCCAUCACCGACUUCUCCCGCCGCAACUUCUUCUCUCUCAUCAACUACCUGCGCAUCAUGCAGAAGAUCUGCAAGCACAAGGCCCACCGCAACCUGCUGAUGGUGCAGUACAAGUCGUCCAACUACCUGCGCAAGUCGCUGCGGAUCCCACAGCCCGAGCUCCGCCUCUACACGCUCAAGCUCUUCAAGAACCAGGUCCCCUACUGCGGCCGUAAGUGGCGCCAGUCCAACAUGCGCGUCAUCACCGCCAUCUACCUGCACUGCCGGCCCGAACUGCGCGACAGCUGGCUCGUCGGCGCUGACAUCGACGCCGAGGUCGACGACGCCGUGCCGCUGGAGCAGGCGCUGCGGAGUCUGACCCACUGGUUCAACCUGAGGAGGUAUCCUGAGCGCAUGACGGCGGGGAAUGGUGCAGGAGAGAUGGCGCUGAUGCGGCAGGCUCUGAGGGAGGAGCAGGACUUCUUCGUGAGGGAGCUGGAGAAGACGGAUCUAAGCUGGCUUGUUGAGCAGGAGUCUGCGGGCGGCGAGGGAGGAGACGCGGCUGGGAGCGUCGCGGGUGUCGGGUGGGAACAGGAGGGUUGGGGGUGAAGCUCGGCUACUGCUACUAGUAGUAGUGAUGCUGAGGAAAAAGGGGAAGUUUGGACGAUCGAUGAUGUGGGGGUAGUGCGCGCAGCGUUCGUCCUGUAGGUUC